Molecule: messenger RNA, 2871 nt
Organism: Candida dubliniensis CD36
Lineage: Eukaryota; Fungi; Ascomycota; Pichiomycetes; Serinales; Debaryomycetaceae
Gene: AXL2
Product: Axl2p
Exons: 1
Coding region: 1-2871 (956 amino acids)
Cellular component (GO): membrane
Molecular function (GO): calcium ion binding
Source: RefSeq, a predicted model, not a curated record
AUGAUGAUUAAUUUACUAGUUCUACUAAUAUCAAUGUCACCAUUGAUUCAGGCGUCAAUAUAUAUGGGAUUCCCCUUCAAUGAACAAUUACCCAAUAUUGGACGAGUAAACCAAGAAUAUAGUUUCACCAUAGCCAACACCACAUAUAAAUCCAAUAGUAAUGGGGAAAUAUCAUAUCAAGUAAAUAAUUUACCUUCAUGGUUAUCAUUUGAUUCAUCAACUAGAACAUUUACUGGGAAACCUCAAGAAUCUGAUGUAGGACAAUUUGAAAUUACUUUAAUUGGUACUGAUUCCACUGAUCAAUCUCAAUUAUCUAAUAGUUAUACUAUGAUGGUUUCAAAUGAUACAGGAUUAUAUUUAACUUCUACAGGAUUAUUAUUAUCAGAAUUAUCUAAAUCAGGUCAAACUAAUGGUAAUGGAGGAUUAGUUGUUAAACCUGGAGAUAAAAUAAAUAUUCAAUUUGAAAAAAAAUUAUUUGAAAGUUAUUCAACUAGUGAUCGUCCUAUUAUUGCUUAUUAUGGUCGAUCUGCUGAUAGAAGUUCAUUACCAAAUUGGAUUUAUUUUGAUGGUGAUGCCUUGACUUUUUCCGGUACUGUACCUUAUGUUACUUCAGAAAAUGCUCCAUCAAUUGAUUAUAGUUUUAGUUUUAUUGCAUCGGAUUAUUAUGGAUUUGCUGGUGCUGAAGGUAAAUUUAAAAUUAUUGUUGGUGGACAUCAAUUGAGUACAUCAAUGAAUCAAACUAAUAUAAUCAAUGGUACUAUAGGUUCUAUUAUUGAUGAGGAAAUCCCAAUAUUAUCAAAAGUUUUCCUUGAUGGUCAAACUAUUACUAAAGAAAAUAUUUCUGAUAUUUAUUCUCAAAAUUUACCAAAUUAUGCCAUAUUUGAUAAAAAUAAUUUUACCAUAACUGGUAAUUUCCCUAAUACUUCUUCAUCAGAUAAUUUUACUAUUGUUGUCAAAGAUAUUUAUGGAAAUAGUGUUGAAUUAUCAUAUUCAUUUGAUAUUAUUGAUUCAAUUUUCACAAUUGAUUCAUUAAAAGAUGUUAAUGCUACUAAAGGUCAAUAUUUCCAAUAUCAAAUUUUGAAAUCAUAUUUUACUGAUGUUAAUAAUACUAAAGUCAAUGUUAAUUUUGGAUCCGGGUCUAAUUCUGAUUGGUUACAAUAUCAUGAUUCCAAUAUGACUUUAUCUGGUAUUACACCGAAAAAUUUUAACAAUUUAAAAGUGGAAAUUGACGCUGAAUCUAAUUCAGAUAAAGAAUCAAGAAGUUUCCAAAUCAAAGGUGUUGAUAAGAAGAUUGUAUCAAGUACUUCUUCUUCUUCAUUAUCCCUGAGUACUUCAAGUAGUUCUAGUUCUUCUGUGUCAUCAUCAACAUCAGAUUCUAGUGUUGUUGCAACUGAAACAUCAAGUCCUAUUACUCAUAAAAAGUCCAAUAAAAAUAAAGCAUUGGCCAUUGGUCUUGGUGUAGGGAUCCCCGUGUUUUUAAUUCUUGUGGCUGCAUUAAUCUUGUUAUGUUGUUGUUUCAAAAGAAGAAAAAACAAAGGAAAAGGUACUGAUGAUAAUGAUGAAUAUCCUAAUGAUUCAAGAAAACCAAUACCAACUAAUGGUGUUGCUACUGGUGUUGCCGGUGCCGGUGCUAUGGCUGGUGCCGGUGCUGCUGUUAUUGCAACUAGUUCAAAUGAAUCUAUUAAAGAUGAAUCCACGAUGAAUGUUUUAAAAUUAGAACAUAAUUAUUCUAAAUCAUCAAGUUCAUUAACUCAAGUAGAAACAUCAAGUACAGAAUCAUUUUAUGAUACUCAUGAAAAUACUCCAAUUGUGAAAUCUUGGCGUGCUAAUACUGAAUCAGAUAAUAAAUUGGCUCGUAUUAGUAAUGGAUCAUUAGCAACUGUGAAUACAGAAAAUUUGUUUCUGGUAAGAUUAAUUGAUGAUUAUUCUGCCAGAAAUUCUGAAACUUCAUCGAAAUUUUUAAGUAAUAAUUCAUUAAAUGCUUUAUUACGUCGUGAAUCAUCAUCUAAUAAUAAUUUCCAAAGAUUAGAUAGUAAUGGUAAUAUUGUUGGUGAAUUGAAUAAUCACAGCAAAAGUAAUCGAUCAUCACUGUCGGAAAAAUAUAUGACACAAUUAUCAUCACCUUUACCACCUUCAUCAUUACCACAACUGCAAGCAAAUUUAGAUAUUGUUCCUGAAGAAAAAUCUCGUGAUUUAACUCAAACUGGUAAAGAUGAAACUACUGGUACCAUAAGUAAUUUACUUUUACAAUUUAAUGAUAAUAGAUCAAUUGAUGAAUAUGAUAAUUCAAUCGCUACUAGGCAACAAUAUGGUAAACAACAACAACAACAACAACAACAACCACAACAUCCAUUAUCAAGAGAAAAUUCAUUUUCAAAUCAUUAUGAUUUUGAUAAUCGAUUACCAUCUCCAAAUUAUGCAUUGGAAGCAAAAUCAAAUAAAUAUGGAGGAACAAAUUCCAAUGGAUCAACUAUGAUAUCACCAUCUAGUGAUACAUUUUUAUUAGAUGAAUCAACUCCAGUAAAUAAUCAUCAUAUAAUAUCAACAACUGCACCCACAACCACAACCACAACCACAACCAAUAAUAAUAACAAUAACAAAGAUGGACAAACCAUGGAACAUCAAAAUUCAUCAGCAAUUUCAUUAGGAUCAAUUAAUUCUGAUAAAUUUUUCUUUGAUAAAAAUCAUCAUAGUAAUAACAACAACAACAAUAAUAAUGGACAUACACCACCACCAAAUAAUUUAAAUAUUGGUAAAUCAGCUAAAUUAGUUGAUUUUACUAGAAAAGGUAGUUUAAGAGAAUCAGCUUAUGAACCUGAUUACGUAUACACUGGUCAAUCAGCAUCAAUACAGAUUGAUGAUAGUGAUUAA